Molecule: messenger RNA, 1783 nt
Organism: Cataglyphis hispanica
Lineage: Eukaryota; Metazoa; Arthropoda; Insecta; Hymenoptera; Formicidae
Gene: dmrt99B
Product: doublesex- and mab-3-related transcription factor A2
Exons: 6
Coding region: 146-1783 (545 amino acids)
Biological process (GO): regulation of transcription by RNA polymerase II; sex differentiation
Cellular component (GO): nucleus
Molecular function (GO): protein binding; RNA polymerase II cis-regulatory region sequence-specific DNA binding; DNA-binding transcription factor activity, RNA polymerase II-specific
Source: RefSeq, a predicted model, not a curated record
CGGCAUCACGGCUUCGCGCCCGGUCCCAAUCAUUCGGGGCGCGCGGUGAUCGCGUCGUCGUCAUCAUCAUCAUCAUCGUCAUCGUCGGGAGAUAUAUACCUCCCGGCGUCGCGAGUGCCGUUAACGUCAACAAGCAACCAACGACAUGUCGCUUCCCCGCGGCGUCGGCCUCGGCGUCGACGUCGGCCAACUGAUGCAGCACCAGCAGCAGCAACAGCAGCAUCACGUGCUGCCGGCCGCGUUCUUCCUGCGCGCCAGUGCCGAGAGAUAUCAGCGGACCCCCAAGUGCGCGCGCUGUCGUAAUCACGGGGUCGUGUCCGCGCUCAAGGGGCACAAGCGUUAUUGCCGAUGGCGGGAUUGCGUGUGUGCCAAGUGCACCCUCAUCGCCGAAAGGCAACGCGUCAUGGCUGCUCAGGUCGCCCUGAGACGGCAGCAGGCCCAGGAGGAGAGCGAGGCGCGCGAGCUGGGCCUGCAAUUGCAAUACAAUACCGGCAGCUGCACCACCGCUCCCGUUCUACCGGCGGCCGCCGGCGCGACGCCAGCUGGUAGCCCGCCCCCGCACCCGGCUCACGUAGCGAGUCCGGCGGGCCUCGCGAUACCCGCGGCGGCCGCGGCGGCCGCCGCCGCCGCCGCCGUUCACAUCCAGACGCAGCUCCAGCAUCAACCAGCCGAAUGCGGCCUCUUGCCGAGGAAGAGGUCCACCCAGGACGAUUACCGGCAGCCCAAGAUCGAGAAGAGCGACCCCGUCGUCGGAUCGAAGCGAUCCAGAGUCUCCGAGAGCACGACGGCAACGAUUCUGUCAACCAGUGACAUUGGUAACGAGGAUGAUCGUGAUUCCGAUUCUGGUGGCGAGCUCCGAGUCGAUCAUUCAUUAGUGGUGCCGACUUCGUCGGGGAUACCGGAAUCCGGCGAGGCGACGCUGAGAAAGCGCACCAGCAGCCUCAACGAUUCCGAGGACGGCAGUCCCGAACCGGGCUCGCAGAGCCCGACGCACACGCCGCCCUUGACGCCGGCCUUGACGCCCCAGAGGGAGGACACACCGGCGCCGGAGAACCUCAGCCUACGCAAGAGCGAUAGCCCCCCGCAGCAGACGCAACAGACCACCCUACAACCGGUGGACCUGGUGCAACCUAGGCAGAGUCCCCCGCUUCCCCCGUUAGCUGCCGCGGCGACGGUGCAUUUUCCUCCGUACGCGCCUCUUUACGGACCGACGGCGAGCCCGUUGGCGUAUUGCACGCCGGCGCUGUAUCAGCAUCAGCACCACCAUCACAUACCCGAGCCGCGAGAGAUUCAGAUGCAGAUGCAGAUGCAGAAUCUUCAGCAGACCUGCGGAUUGCAACUGCAGCAACAGCAGCAGCAGCAACAGCAGCAACGUUCGCCGGUGGACGUCCUGCUACGAGUGUUCCCCGGGAGACGUCGCGCCGACGUCGAAGCGCUUCUUCAUCGUUGCAAAGGCGACGUGGUGUCAGCUAUGGAGGUGUUGGUGUGCGAGGACAGCCUGCAGCCCAAAUCGGCGUUCUCGCCGCUGGCGGGCGCCCUGGCGUCGGCGGCCGCGGCGUCCGCCGCUUCCGUCUCGGCGUACGCGAGCCGAGCCGCUUACUGCACCACCCCGAUACCGUCGACGCGGCAUCGCUUCCUGGCCGCGCCCUACACCGGCACCGGCUACCUGCCCACCGUCAUCAAGCCGCCGAACCAGAGCCUGCACGCCAACGGCACCGCCGGCGACGCCUAUCGGGAGACCAGUCCCGACGACGCCAGCGACAAGACCAGCUACUCCGAGUGA